GCGUAUUUCGGGGAGGUUUGGUGAAGUAUAAAGAUCCCCUGGCCCAUCGCUUCUUUUCUUUCACUCGUCCAUCGACUCUCAUCCAGCUUUGCAAGCUCUCUUUUCGACACAAGAUGUACUCUCUCAUCUUCGCUACAAUGGUCGCUCUUUCUGUAGCAAACCCCCUGGGUGACGUUGCUCUUUUCCCUCGCCAGACAUCUACGCCCUUCUGCUCCCAAGCUUUCGCCAGUUGCACGGAGAUCAGUCAGCGCAGGUCCGCGACCUUCUAUUGCGCCUCUCUGCUCGGGACAACCAUCGAGACUGCAGUCGCAACCCAUUACACCAUCGUCCCUCUGACGUGCGGUGGGGCGAGUGCAACGGAUGCUGCCGCAGCCAUGGCCGCGACCACGUCCUUCACCAAGCCCCACGGUCAACCUACCGGUAGUCACCCUGAGCCAGCGUGCCUUCAGCCAGAGCAAACCGACAUUUCUUCGGUCUGCAGCUGCCUGUCCUUGCCCCCCACUGUCACCACCACGACUGCGGGACCCACCAGCACCAAAACCGGACCUUUUUCCAUCUCCGCGGCUGGUGGGCCCUUCACUCUGUCAACCUACUCCUAUGGGCCCACCGAAACCUUGGGCCCGACGAUCUACGGCGGUGCUUUUGGGGACGGGAGCAGCCCCAUGUUCGGCGGCCAGUACCGCGAUGAAUUCUACCUCACCAACCAUGGCGAGCUCGAAGACUUGACGGCCAUGAAGAAGUUCAUCUACGCUCAGCCCUACCACGAUCUUCAUCUAUUGUACCUCGGCUACUAUGAUGCGACGCUUGACAUACAUUGCACCAUCGACGACACGACUUGUCAUCUGACGUGUACUACGCACGAGCAGAGCACUAGCUAGCUGUGUGAUAACUUCCACCAGUGGAGACUCGGUCCCUCCCCGAAGCCUGUAAACGCCACAUACUGUGAGGAGUUUCAGCCUCUGGCUGUCGCAUAGGCGGGUGCGUUGCUCACUUUGAUUUGUGUAUGAGAGUGCCCGCGGUGUUUGGGGGCUGCUUUUGCCCUAUACGAUGUGCGAUGUGAUAUAUUUCUGAACAUUUGAUUGCCUCGAGCUUUGAAAGUACGGGAUUUCAUCAGCAAGCUAUGGCACGAUCUCCAGAGAAUGUCCACAAUGUUGAGGGAGAUUGAUCCACUUCGAGUGUUUGAUCCGGAGCAAGUAAUCCUAGCCAAGGAUGAUGAAAGCAAGGCUGAGGUCUGGUCAAGCUCUGUCUUUAAUUAGGCUACGUCAAAACUUCCCCG
This is a messenger RNA of Neohortaea acidophila, 1276 nucleotides long. RefSeq lists its product as uncharacterized. Lineage: Eukaryota; Fungi; Ascomycota; Dothideomycetes; Mycosphaerellales; Teratosphaeriaceae. The transcript has a single exon. Bases 114 to 878 code for a protein of 254 amino acids. The record is from RefSeq and is a predicted model, not a curated record.